AUGCCAUCCCUGCCAAUCUCUCCUAGCCAUCUGAAGUUCUUGGGCACCCUAGUGCCCGCUGUCGCCGUGCCGCUGAUCUACGUGCUGCAUCUCAAGCGGCGGUUCAACCUGCUUACUACGACAUGUGCCGUGGUGGGCUCCCCAGACACCGUGGUGUUGGCGAACGCUGGCGGCGCCGGACGGAACGUUGCCCGCGGCGUGGGAGACCCCGAGACUCGUGACCGCGAGAUCCUACCGGCUGAGGUACGGGAUGCACCGCAGCACUGGAUCGUGGCGCGCGAGAGCGUGGUCUCUCGCCACGUCCCAGCCACAGACUUGAAUCCCCAGUUCCUAUGCCCGGAAGGUAACGGCGACGGCGACGGCGAGAGGGGCAAGGCGUUUCACGGCAUGGUGGAGGCGUAUAUCAGCAGAAGCAUGCGGCUCUUCAAUCACACGCCGCAGGCUUGGUUCAUGCGGCGUGCCAUCACGGAUCACGAGGCACGAGAGACCUUCGACGCUGAGUAUCUGGACCAAUGCCGUUUCGAAGUCGGCGACCGGGUGUGUGGUGUCUACGUCGUGAGCUCUCGGACCCGCCAUGCAGGCGGCGAGACGGUGAUCCUGAGCCUCUCGCCCCCAGGGGGGUGGACUGGGCCCGUUGUGCAGGGGAAUCUUGUCGUGGGAUACGAGCGAGAGGAUCGGGAAGCGGUAGGGUAUGGUAUCAGGAUCACGAACGAGACAGUGCUCUGGAGGAGGAAGUCGGAGAAGCCGGUGUUCCUCGAGGCCGCCCUGGGCCGCUGGCUACACGCCUUCAUGGUGCAGUGGAUGGUUGUAAAGGGGGUCGAGGAGUUGACUAACGGCAAUGGUGUCAAGAGCAAGGUUUCUUGA
Molecule: messenger RNA, 864 nt
Organism: Neoarthrinium moseri
Lineage: Eukaryota; Fungi; Ascomycota; Sordariomycetes; Amphisphaeriales; Apiosporaceae
Exons: 1
Coding region: 1-864 (287 amino acids)
Source: RefSeq, a predicted model, not a curated record